AUGUAUUGGCCAUGUACCGUGCCUCAAAUUUAUGCAAAUCAUGGGUCCAGUUCAGCUCACGAUGACACCGGUCUCGAUCACAAUGAUGCUGAGGGACUGAAUGGAAAAAGGGCCGAGUUCGAGGUCAAGGACUCGGAUUCGAACUCGAACGCGAACGCCAUCAUUGAUAUUCAGGCAGCAAAGAAUGACCAUGUCUUCGCCACGAUCACUACCUCGAGAUUGGACAUCUGGUCCAUGCGACCAGUGCUUCUGCUUGCAUCACUAUCAAGAUCUCCUAAAUCAUUGGAGACAUAUGGCGCGAAUCUCGCGCUCGCUCUCAAACCAGACGCGACUACGAUAGUAAUUCGUACGAGGGAGAGCUAUUUGAUCACCUACGCGAUCGAAAGUGAGCAGAAUGCUCGUGUUCUCCAGCAACAGUACGGUUACAGUCAAGCAAAGCGACAGAAUUUGAUGAGGAACUUUGGUGUGGAUGAAAGUGUAGGUGUCGCUGAAGUCUUACUAAGAUUUCGUCGGGCAUUCAAAAUUGAUGCCGGGAUCAACGCAGUUAUUGCACAAGAUUCAGAGUUGGUAGUAGCAACAAGAAAACCUGCUGCUAUCCAGUGUAUCAAAUGGGAGCCACAAAAGGACGGCUCCCAUGCCGUGACCCAAUUAGUGGCGAAAAUGGAUUGGUUGGGUCAAAAGACCGGCGUCUCGACCAUGGUCCACGAUCGGGCUAUGAACCUUUUCGUCUGGUUAUCACAAUGUGGGCAUGCAUAUGCAGUGCAGAGAGCAAAACCACAUAUAUCGAGAGCGCCAUCUUCAGAGGACUCCGUACCAUCGUCAAAGUCCUCAACAUCUCCUUCUCCAAGGCUAUUUGACGGCUAUUGCUUCCACAAACCCGAUGCGGGAGAGGCUAAACUUGUCAGCAUCAAUGCUCGAUUUUCUCUCAUAGCCAUCGCAACAACUGUGGGAGACAUUGUUUGCUAUUCUGCAAAGGAUUAUGUUGGCAAUAUUCCCUUGUCUCACCACUUCAAACAAUCCACAUCUCCGGCUUCACGAGGUGCAAUCGUGUGCCUCACGUGGUCUCCAGAUGGCUAUUGUCUGUUCGCUGGCUACGAACAUGGUUGGGCGACUUGGUCGGUGUUUGGCAAGGAAGGUGCCACUAGCUUCCAUGGCAAUCUAAGUCAUGCUCAAUCAAACAGCGAGAAUUGGCUACUCUCGCCCGAUCGAGCCACAUGGGUUAGUGGUGGGGCGGAAAUCCUCCUCACUUCCCGCGAAGAUAGUCGAAUAUGGAAGGUCGAAAUGUCACGGAGCGCGGCAAUGGCCUGCUUUUCAUGUGCUAAUCUUGUACGGGCCCUCCUACAGACCCCUUCUGAACUCACCGUGUACCGUGGUCAUGAACUUCCGGAUUUGACCUCGAUAUCGAACGAGGCGUCUUUGUGGCAUCACGCCCAAUACCCUACCGUGUAUCUGCACAACCAGUGGCCCAUCAAAACCUGUGUCGUCUCACAAGAUGGAAGAUACAUUGCAAUAGCCGGCAGACGGGGUUUAGCUCACUACAGCCUCCAAAGUGGACGCUGGAAGACAUUUUCAGAUGUUGCGAUUGAAGCAUCCUUCGCAGUUCGUGGUGGGAUGUGCUGGUUCAACCACAUCCUGGCUGUUGCAACUGAGAAUGCUGCGGGCUACGACCUCCGUCUCUAUUCUCGAGAGCUCGAUCUUGGCCGACAUCCACUCCAUACGGAAGCAUUCUCAAUGCCGAUUGUUUUCGUUGGCCCGUCAGGCGAAGACUCCCUGCUGGUCUACACAUAUGAGAAUAUUCUCUAUCAUUACAUCCUCAACAUUACGCCUCGCGGAGCACAGCUUGUCCAAGUUGGACAGAUCGCAUUUCAUGGGAUCGUACGUGCACCCAGUCGUGUUCGGUCGGUGAGCUGGGUCGUUCCUGAUGUUCAGCUUCGGAAUGGUGAUCCAUCUAGGGAUGUGGAGUUUGCCUCCGUCUUAUUCUUGGUAGAUGACAAGCUGGUCCUGUUGCAAUCAUCUCGUAACGACAAAGAUGAACUCAAGUACGACAUGCGAGUCAUUGCACAGCACGUUGAGUACUAUAUACUCAUGCGUGAUCAAAUCUACUACAACUUCACCGGUCCAGAAGAAUCUGCUCCCCCAACCCCUUCACCCGGAACGUCGUUCACCAUGAGGACUCACCAUCAUUAUUCUCUUCGAGACUCCCUAUGGGUCUUUAGUGGCGAUGACCUCAGACUGUGGCCCGAUGUGCGGGACCUAUUCCAGCAUGCAGCAGACGGGACUUUAAACUCCACCCCAGUACUAUCCAUGCCCGUCGAUUUUUAUCCACUGUCUAUUCUCUUGACCAAAGGCAUCGUUUUGGGCAUCGAGUCCGAGCUUGUGCAACGGCGGGACGUCAAUUAUGCUCAGUUCCGCUCGAGCAUCCGCACCCAGCUGUUCCUCCCCUACGUCCUCCGCCAUCAGCUGUGCGAAGCCAAUGAUACCGCCACGGCAUUUGGUCUCGCGAAUCAAUACAACCACCUCAGCUACUUCCCUCAUGCGCUGGAAAUCUUACUUCACCACGUCCUCGACGACGAAGUUGACCGGCUACGCGAUCUGAGGAAAAAACUAAAGAACGAAGAACUGGAAAACACUAAUUCUGGACUACCUGGCUCUACGGAAGAACCACUGCCAAGGCUAUCAUCAGACCAGAGCACAAACCCGGGACCAUUACCGGCCGUGCUAUCCUUCCUCCAGCUCGUUCUCUCACCGACAAACUACCUUUCGACCGUCGUACAAUGCAUCCGCAAAACCGAACUGAGUUCGUGGCGGACACUCUUCGCACACCUCCCUCCCGCAUUAACACUCUUCGAGGAAGCAUUGGCCCUCGAGGACCUCAAGACCGCGAGCGGCUAUCUCAUCGUCCUACAAGGACUGGAAGAAGAGGAAGAGGAAGAGGAAGAGCAACUAGACAAGGCCGCUGAACAACCCAACAAGCCUCGCGAUGACACCACCGCCAGCGAAACGACACGGCGCCACGACGCCCGCAUAUUCGAAGGCUACGUCAUUCGCCUGAUGAGGCUGGCGCGCCGUAAGAACGAUCUCGAGGCGCUGUCGGAACUCGCGCGUUUCUUGAUGGGUAUUGAUCCGCGGGGCGAGGCGUUGCGUAGAGUUGUCGUCGGAGUUGGGUUCCGAGAUGGCGAUGGCGGACAGGUGCAGAGACCCAAAUAUCUCGAGCCUUCGAGGAGCGUAUCAGGCUUGAUUGGUGGCGGAAGCGCGAGUGCUGGUGGUGCCUCGACAUUGAUGAUCCCUCCGACUAGGACCCGGCCGAAGCGUGGUGGUGGGAGUGGUGUCAGUAGUAGCCCUAGUGGCAGCGAAGGGAGAUUGAGUCCGUCCAGUGCUACCGGUGAUUAUUUCUCGAGUUCGCCUGGAGGAUAUUAA
Exophiala bonariae is the source of this 3417-nucleotide messenger RNA. RefSeq lists its product as uncharacterized. The coding region runs from base 1 to 3417 and encodes 1138 amino acids. The record is from RefSeq and is a predicted model, not a curated record. Gene Ontology annotation, molecular function: protein binding. NCBI's taxonomy places the organism in Eukaryota, Fungi, Ascomycota, Eurotiomycetes, Chaetothyriales, Herpotrichiellaceae. The transcript has a single exon. Gene Ontology annotation, biological process: intracellular protein transport; retrograde transport, endosome to Golgi. Gene Ontology annotation, cellular component: Golgi membrane; Ric1-Rgp1 guanyl-nucleotide exchange factor complex; cytosol.